Messenger RNA from Cuscuta campestris, 2616 nucleotides. NCBI's taxonomy places the organism in Eukaryota, Viridiplantae, Streptophyta, Magnoliopsida, Solanales, Convolvulaceae. The record is from the annotation of a GenBank genome assembly.
CGAAGGAAUUUUUAGUGUUUACCCCUAAAAAGGGGAAAAACCGAAUUGAAAUUGCUUGGGAAUAGGGAAGAACCGCCGGAAUUUAUAGGAGAGAGGAGGACCGACCGGUGGGGAGGCCGGCAACUGAUGGGCAGGCCGGCGGCCGUCGGUCAGGCCGCCACCGCCGCGGUUGAUUUCCAGAAGAGACUCGCCACUUCUAGCCGCUGUCGAUAGGCGGGAGACGGUCGCCUGCCAGCCCGCCGGCACUCCUCUAGCUCGCCAGAAUUGCUACUUGCCGCUGCCACCAACCUGACCGGCGGCCAGGUAGGCUGCCGCCUGCCAGACCGCCUACUGUGUUGCUCCGUCAGGGCGUCCCCGCAACCUGCGUUCUCAGUGUAUAUGCUGCAGCUCGUUUCAGGAAAGCAUGCUUCGUUGCUCCUUCUCCACAACAUUGAAGCUAACAACCCAAAUGCACAAUGCAUGCUGUUCCUACCGGCCAUUUGCUCUCAGCUCCUUUUUUUUGAUUAAGAAUUCUUAAAAUCUCUUAUUUUAUCUGUAGAGGUUUUUGAAUCUGCCCCAACAAUAUCAGAAACCCAGAAAUUUUCUCUCCAGAUCUAAAAUCUCAUUUGAAAUACUCCAAAAAUAUCACAAGUUAAGAGGGCGAAAGGACUAAGAUUAUAUUUCAAAGAAAGUACUGAACUUUCUUCAGAAAAAGGGAGUAGAUUGUUUUAAGUGUUUGGCAGCCCCACUGCUUUUAGUUGAAGAAUGACCAUGAAAGUGACCCAGAGACAUAAAGAUUCGGAAAAUUCAUUGUGGGAAGAGAUGCGAAAUUCUGCAGGCACUCAUCUCCGAGUUUCCAGUUGGCAAAGUCGACCCUUGACCAGAUUCAUUGUCUGGUUCCUCCUCUUUAUCUCCGUCACCUACGUGGUCUACUCCUUAAAGCUUCUUUCCCCCUCUGGGAUCUGCAAGGAUGACGACGUUUUCAUCAUUGGACGCAGCAGAGGCCUUCCGACCGAAUCUGAAAUUAACUCUACUACUACCGCGGCGGCGGCAUUAGCAUUGGGAGAAACCGGCCGGAUUCGAGAAGAAGUGGAGAAAACUGGUGUAGAGCAUGUGGUCUUCGGCAUUGCGGCGUCGGCAAAGCUUUGGGAGUCGAGGAAAAACUACAUAAAGUUGUGGUGGAAGCCGGACGGGAAAAUGAGAGGAGUGGUCUGGCUGGACAAGGCAGUGAAUAUGUCGGCAAGAGAAAACGGGUCCCUCCCGGAAUUGAGAAUUUCCGGCAAUACAUCCCAUUUCCCUUACAGCAACCCGCAGGGCCACCGGUCUGCCAUCCGAAUUUCAAGAAUUGUUUCUGAGACGUUCCGGCUCGGGAUGGAGAACGUGCGGUGGUUCGUGAUGGGUGAUGACGAUACCAUUUUUGUUACAGAAAAUUUGGUGAGAGUUCUCAACAAAUAUGAUCACAACCAUUUCUACUACAUCGGGAGUUUGAGUGAGAGCCAUUUGCAGAAUAUUUACUUUUCAUACAGCAUGGCUUUCGGCGGCGGCGGUUUUGCUAUAAGUUACCCUUUAGCUGAGGCUCUUGAGAAAAUGCAAGAUAGAUGCAUUCAGAGAUACCCUGGCCUUUAUGGCUCUGAUGAUCGAAUGCAGGCUUGUAUGGCAGAGCUCGGCAUUCCCCUCACCCGUGAACUUGGUUUCCACCAGUUUGAUGUAUAUGGGGACUUGUUUGGGCUCCUAUCAGCACAUCCUGUGGCACCAUUGGUUUCUAUGCACCAUCUUGAUGUGGUGGAACCAAUAUUUCCAAACGUCACUCGAGUCGAAGCUCUCAAAAGGCUAAUGCUUCCAAUGAAACUGGAUUCGGCAGGUUUGAUCCAACAAUCCAUUUGCUACGACAAGGCGAAGAGCUGGACAGUUUCGGUCUCCUGGGGCUUUGCUGUCCAAAUCUUCCGCGGAGUGCUAUCCCCUAGGGAAGUAGAAAUGCCAUCCAGAACUUUCUUAAACUGGUACAGGAGGGCAGAUUACACAGCCUAUUCUUUCAACACAAGGCCUGUCAUGAGGAACCAUUGCCAGAAGUCUUUCGUUUUCUACUUGUCAAGUGCAGAAGUGGACUCUUUUUCUAAUGAAACAGUGAGCAAGUACAUUCGCCACCCACUCCCCCGUCCUCUGUGCAAGUGGAAGAUGGCCAAUCCUGAUGAUAUUGAGAUGGUUGAGGUUUAUAUGAAGCCCGACUCACAUUUAUGGGACAGGUCUCCAAGGAGGAAUUGCUGCAGGGUGUUGCACUCAGGUCAGAAAAGUAUGGUGGUGAAUGUUGGGGUAUGUAGGUAUGGUGAGGUCAGUGAGAUAUAAUUUUACUUCUCUCGUCUCUUCCGAGUCUCUAUAUCUUCGUUUGUCAAGCCCGACUCUCCACGGAAUUGAAUUUUCUUGGGUAUUUGACAACCUAACCGCAUGCCAUCAGAGGGGUGGGUGAGAGAGUACGUCUUUUGGUAGAUACGCUUUUUGUGUAUAAUUUAUUGCGUAUACGGUGUUGAUUUAAUAUGGUUCCUUGUGCUAUAUUAUAGUGUGGCACAUUCUCCUCCCUCCCCCUAAUUUUCUUCAUGAUUUGAUUCACCGUUUUUUAUUAAAUAAAAUAUGUAUUAUUGA